AUGUCUGAUCUGACCGUCGCCGAAAAGCAGGAAAAGGCCGCCGUCGACACGCAGGCCUACCGCAACAGCUCGGUCGAGGGCGAUGCCGACAAGACGGUGCUCAAGCACGAGCUGGGCUACGAGCCCGAGGACCACCUGCAGCGCAACCGCAGCCUGCUCACGCUCCUCUUCCAGUCGCUCGCCAUUGCCGCCAUUCCCUACGGCGAGGGUGGCCCACUGCUGAGCGCAAUCUACGGCGGUGGACAGCUGUCCAUCUUUCUCGGCUGGAUCAUCGUCUGCAUUCUCAACGAGUGUGUCGCCGUCUCUCUCGCCGAGCUGGCAAGCCGCUGGCCGACGAGCGCGGGCCCCUCCUACUGGUCGUUCCAGCUGCUCGACCCCAAGUCCAACGCCCGUGUCCUGGCGGCCUAUGCGACGGGCUGGACGUGGAUCAUCGGUAACAUCACCAUUGCGCUUUCCGUCAACUUUGGCUUUGCCAGCCUCAUCUCUGCCACUGCCUCGCUCUUCCACCCCGAUUGGACCGCGUCGUCGUGGCAGCUGCUCCUCAUCUUCUACGCCAUCUGCCUCGGCACGCUGCUCGUCUGCGCCCUCUUCAACCGCCACCUGCCCCUGGUAGACACCUUCUGCGCCGCCUUUACCCUCGUCACCAUCUUUGUUUGCCUCAUCGCCCUGUCUGCCAAGGCCGACGUCGGUCGCCACUCGGCUGCCUAUGCACUCGGCCACUACGACAAGAGCCUCGCGGGCUACGGCGGCUUCACCUGGUUCAUUGGUCUCCUGCCUGCGGCCUACACCUUCUCGGCCAUUGGCAUGAUCUCGUCGAUGGCCGAGGAGUGCCGCGACGCAGCAGUCAAGCUGCCGCAGGCCAUCAGCCUGUGCGUGCCCGUCGGCGGCCUCGCGGGCAUCUUUUUCAUCCUGCCCAUCUGCUUCACCCUGCCCCCGCUCGAAGACAUUGUCAACAACUCCGGUGGCCAGGCGCUUCCUUACAUCUUUGACAGCGUCAUGGGCAGCCCUGGCGGUGGCCUCGGUCUCAUCGUUCUCGUCCUCUUUGUCACGGCCUUUUGCUCCAUCAGCAUCACCGUGGCGGCCUCGCGCGCCACGUGGGCCUUUGCGCGCGACGACGCCAUGCCCGGCGCCCGCUGGCUGGGCAAGGUCAACAGCAAGCUGGGUGUGCCGCUGUGGAGCCUGGCGCUCGUCACGCUCGUCCAGAUGCUCCUUGGGCUCAUCAACCUGGGCAGCACGUCGGCCUUUACGGCGUUUGUGUCCGUCGGUGUGAUUGCCCUCAACCUGUCGUAUGUGAUCCCGAUUGCGACGAGCAUGGCAAAGGGCCGCACCGAGGUCGCCAAGGCCCGCUUCCGGUGUCCGACGCCCGUUGGCUGGAUUGUCAACUCCAUUUCCGUCAUCUGGAUCUUCUUUGAGCUCGUCCUCUUCUCCAUGCCCACGGCGCUGCCCGUCACGGCGACAUCGAUGAACUACGCGUCGGUCGUCCUUGUUGGCCUGGGCUCCAUCGCCCUCGCGUGGUACUUUAUCCACGCCCGGCGCACGUACAACGGCCCACCCGAGGCCCAGUCUUAGAG
This is a messenger RNA of Acaromyces ingoldii, 1571 nucleotides long. Its product is annotated as amino acid transporter. The record is from RefSeq and is a predicted model, not a curated record. Gene Ontology annotation, cellular component: membrane. The coding region runs from base 1 to 1569 and encodes 522 amino acids. Gene Ontology annotation, biological process: transmembrane transport. The transcript has 4 exons. Gene Ontology annotation, molecular function: transmembrane transporter activity. NCBI's taxonomy places the organism in Eukaryota, Fungi, Basidiomycota, Exobasidiomycetes, Exobasidiales, Cryptobasidiaceae.